Nymphaea colorata (pocket water lily) is the source of this 2777-nucleotide messenger RNA. RefSeq names its product E3 ubiquitin-protein ligase SINAT2. The transcript has 7 exons. The coding region runs from base 1384 to 2307 and encodes 307 amino acids. Gene Ontology annotation, cellular component: cytoplasm. Gene Ontology annotation, molecular function: zinc ion binding; ubiquitin protein ligase activity; protein binding. NCBI's taxonomy places the organism in Eukaryota, Viridiplantae, Streptophyta, Magnoliopsida, Nymphaeales, Nymphaeaceae. Gene Ontology annotation, biological process: ubiquitin-dependent protein catabolic process; multicellular organism development. The record is from RefSeq and is a predicted model, not a curated record.
UUCAAACUAUCUUGUUUUGUUUCGUUCUUAUCAUGGGUGCUUCCUGAGAAUCCAGCGUGUCCAGGAUAAUGGUGAGCUUAGGAAAUGGAGGAAAUUUACAGGCGGCUUGGGAAGGCGUGCAACGGCAAGACUCGAGAGAUCGACCCUUGAUGUGUGUCAAAAAGCCAACGGUCUUUUGGCUUUGAAAAUGCCUUUUCUCUCCUCUUGGAUGUAGAAUAACACUUUGGAUGCGAACAUCGUGGGUACUUACCGAGAAUCUAGCAUCAGUGUCUCAUCGUCUCGGUUCUGCUACCACAGGGAGGAUUAAAAUAUGGAGACGAGUGGUGUUGGGAACUGCAUGGAGUAGAAGCCUGAAAAGUCGUUGCAAUAAAUAAUAGGGGACUAUUUUGGAGUCGGGUGAAACGCGGCGACUUCAGUUUCAAUGCCGUGGAAGAAAAAAUUGCAGGAUGUAGGGGCAGGAGCGAAGGGAGAGAGUACCCACUACCAUGACCUCUUAAAAGAAAACCUUGGGAAGAUUUUGUUGCCAUCUUCUCUUUCAAGGGAAAGAUAGGGGGGAAGGUCCAUCUGCUUCCCCCUAAGCCAGUUCAUUUUAUGUUAUUGGCCUCCCUGCAUUCCUUUCUGGGUAAGAGAGUCUUCUCAGGCCGCUCUCAAUUUCUGCAACUCGUUAGAGAAACAGAGAAAGAGAGAAAGAGCGCAAACGUGGCCUGACAUUGUCUUCUUCGUGUUAAAGAGGGUCUUUUGUUGUUUGAUCAGAAAAUGCUAAAGGCAACAAGCAAGAGGGAGAACACAAAAUCAUGCUAUGAAAGUCAAAUGUUAAUGAUUGUCAAGCUGGAAGCAGGUGUAAGUGGGAAGAAUAAUAAGCUAGCCAGCUACAGAUCACUUUUACUGAUAUCACAUUCUAGAAGUCAGCUUGGUAGAUUGAGAGUGAGUGACAAGGAAUUGUAUUCAUAAGUGGUGUAUUAAGUUGUCAUCCUUCCUGUUGAUAUGUUAUUGUUGAAUUUGGAAUUUGUAUAACUGCCAGUAAUUCAUCGAAGUGACAUUUUUGUCAAGUUCAACAAACAUUUGUACCUCUGGAGGAUCCAGUGGUGAGGAGAAUGCAGAAAUUCCUUUUCAUGCUACAAAGUUAGAACAAGUUGAAGCUGCAGUCAUUGAAGAUCACCAUCAACCUCUUAUUGGUACCAAAGAAAUGUCCUUGAGCAACUUAGAUGCUUUGUUAUGCUUCAUGAUAUGUCGCAUACCAUCUUAAAAGUGGUCGCAAUUUCCUCAUAGUUCCAGAGGUACAUUAAAGAGACAAGCACGUGAGAAGCAAGCAGGUCUUCGUCCUGAAAUUUUUUACUUUUGGAAAUAGUGGGUGCUUUGUAUUGGGAGAUCAGAGAUGUAACCAUGGCACCAACUGGGGGCAUAUGCAAAGAAGAUCCUGAAUACUAUGCUGCAAUUGCAGAUUAUGAUGUAUUGACCACAGCUUCAGAAACUGAUAAUAUACAAGGAAAAGCAUCCAGUGCAUGUGGCAGUAAGAUGGGCAUGUCUUCAACAAAUGGCGUGCAUGAGCUACUUGAGUGCCCCGUUUGCACAAGCUUGAUGUACCCUCCAAUUCAUCAGUGUCCUAAUGGUCAUACAUUGUGUUCAAACUGCAAGUUGAGAGUUCACAACUGCUGCCCAACUUGUCGUUAUGAAUUGGGAAACAUAAGGUGCCUGGCUCUUGAGAAGGUCGCAGAGUCCUUGGAACUACCUUGCAGAUAUCAGAACUUAGGUUGCCAUGACAUUUUCCCUUACUAUAGCAAGCUAAAGCAUGAGCAGCAGUGCAGGUUUCGCCCAUAUAGCUGCCCUUAUGCUGGCUCAGAAUGCUCAGUCACUGGUGAUAUUCCAUAUCUGGUUGCUCAUCUUAAAGAUGAUCACAAGGUUGAUAUGCAUGAUGGGUGCACAUUUAACCAUAGAUAUGUGAAAUCAAAUCCACAAGAGGUCGAAAAUGCCACGUGGAUGCUAACUGUAUUCAAUUGUUUCGGCAAGCAAUUCUGCUUGCACUUUGAAGCUUUUCAGCUUGGAACUGCACCAGUAUACAUGGCGUUUCUUCGUUUCAUGGGUGAUGACAAUGAGGCAAAAAACUUCAGUUACAGUCUAGAAGUUGGAGCAAAUGGACGGAAACUAACAUGGCAAGGUGUGCCUAGAAGUAUCCGUGAUAGCCACCGGAAAGUUCGUGACAGCCUGGAUGGGUUGAUCAUCCAGAGAAACAUGGCACUAUUUUUCUCAGGUGGUGACAGGCAGGAAUUGAAGCUGAGAGUGACUGGACGCAUUUGGAAAGAGCAUUGAAGGUACGGCUUAUUCUUUCGGCUCGGAAACGAAGAAAGAUCUUUCUUUUGCAUCUCAGUAGGAGCAUGAACACAUCAUAUAUAUAUAUGUAUAUAUAUAUAUGUAUAUAUAUAUAUAUAUGACGACCUGUAAGUUGAUCUAUUGAUAGUUUCUAGUUCAAGACUGAAACUCUAUCAUCUGAGUAGGUGCUUCACCAAAUUGAUAUUGCAAAAUAAUGGUCGAUAUGAGCCUUUAUUCAGCUUCGUUCGAUGUAUAUUUCCCUUCUUUUAGGCCGAUGAUCUUUUGGCCCUGUUUCCUGGACCAAAUUGGCCCGUGUCUUUUCAGUGAUGCAUCUCAACAAGGCGCUGGAUCUUGGAUUAAUCAUGUGCUGAUUGGAUCUUUGGAAAAGUAAAAACUUACAUGUGGCUGGAACAAAGCAGAAAGUCCUGAAACAAUUGGAUGAAAAUAAGAAUAGUGAAAUUUUCGUUUUA